Molecule: messenger RNA, 471 nt
Organism: Fibroporia radiculosa
Lineage: Eukaryota; Fungi; Basidiomycota; Agaricomycetes; Polyporales; Fibroporiaceae
Exons: 4
Coding region: 1-471 (156 amino acids)
Source: RefSeq, a predicted model, not a curated record
AUGAAUGUUAACGAAACCCAUCGUAGGCCCGUACGGACUCAGACUCAGAUUGGUCGUGGCGGAAACCCGAAAAAACUUUUCGCUGGGGUUGCGGUCGUUAGUGCAGGACUUGGACUUUUCUGGUACACUCAGAAGUGGGAUCAUCGCAAAAAACAGGAAGAUGUGCGCCCUGGGGCUAUUCCCACAUGGGAGUAUCGCAUGAAUCAAGAGCGGACGGCUGAAGGACGACCGGCAGACUCUCUCACCCAGCAUGUCUCCGGCGUGGAACCUGUCUCGCGACCUAAAGACGUUCCUCUUCCAGGAUCGAACGACGACACGUCCGGGAGUGCAAUUCUGACCGCCACACAUGGCAAGGGUUCCGACCAGACACAGAGUUCACCGGAGCACGCUGACGAGCCACCCAAAACAUCUCGUACAAACGACAGUGGCGAGACUUAUUCAAAGCAUCCGGAUUACAUACCGAAGAAGUAA